Messenger RNA from Ahaetulla prasina, 4867 nucleotides. RefSeq names its product protein kinase D2 (gene PRKD2). The record is from RefSeq and is a predicted model, not a curated record. Gene Ontology annotation, molecular function: ATP binding; protein serine/threonine kinase activity. Lineage: Eukaryota; Metazoa; Chordata; Lepidosauria; Squamata; Colubridae. The transcript has 18 exons. Gene Ontology annotation, biological process: protein phosphorylation. Bases 161 to 2752 code for a protein of 863 amino acids.
GCGGGGCGGGCGCUGCUGCCGCGUCCUCGGAGACGCGUCCCGGGGGCUGGAGAGACGCCCGAGGGCUCCAGGCAGCCUUUCCCGGGUGGGAGCGAGCGAGCGAGCGAACGAGCGAGCGACAGAGACGGCGGGGAGGGCAGCUGAGCCCGCGGGCGCCUGGAUGGCGUCUCUGCCCGCCGCCUCCUCGCCCACGGGCGCCCCCGAGCCCAUCCAGCCGGCCGCCCCCCCUGCCGGCCCGGCCGGGAUCUCCUUCCAGCUGCAGAUCGGGCUGACCCGCGAGUACGUCCUGCUGCCCGCCGCCUGCGACCUCGCCCACGUCAAACAGCUGGCCUGCUCCAUCGUGGACCAGAAGUUUCCUGAGUGCGGAUUUUAUGGCCUCUACGAUAAAAUCCUGCUGUUCAAACAUGACUCUUCAACAACCAACAUUUUACAACUGGUCCGAGCUGCCUCCGACAUUCAGGAGGGUGACCUGGUGGAGGUGGUUCUCUCAGCCUCGGCUACUUUUGAGGACUUCCAGAUCCGUCCGCAUGCUCUCAACGUCCACUCGUACCGGGCACCGGCGUUCUGCGACCACUGUGGAGAGAUGCUUUUCGGUUUGGUCCGCCAAGGCCUCAAAUGUGAUGGUUGUGGCCUGAACUACCACAAACGUUGCGCCUUCAGCAUCCCCAACAAUUGCAGCAGCGCCAGGAAACGCCGCCUCUCCUCCACCUCGCUGGUCAGCUCGCAGUCCUUGCGGCUGUCGACCACAGAAUCCUUGCCCUGCGCCCCGGACGAACUGAGCCGAAGUUCCACGGAGCUUUUUCCCCGCCGCCUGACCUCCUGCACCUACAUUGGCCGCCCCAUAGAGCUGGACAAGCUCUUCCUCUCCAAGGUGAAGGUGCCCCACACCUUCCUCAUCCACUCCUACACCCGCCCCACCGUCUGCCAGUACUGCAAGAAACUCCUGAAGGGGCUCUUCCGCCAGGGCCUUCAGUGCAAAGAUUGCAAAUUCAACUGCCACAAGCGUUGUGCGACGCGGGUGCCCAACGACUGUCUGGGGGAGGCAUCCUUUAAUGGUGGCGAUGUGCCGAUGGAAGAAUCGAGUGAUCUCAGCGAGGCGGAUAAGAACUCACUCAUGGACGAGUCCGACGAUUCCGGGAUCAUCCCAGGAUCUCAUUCGGAAAACGAGCUGCGCAUGGACGAAGACGUGGGGAGCCUCCAGAAAUCCCAAAGCUCCGUAGGGUAUAUCCCCCUGAUGCGGGUGGUGCAGUCGGUCCGACAGACGACGCGCAAGUCGAGCACGGCCCUGAAGGAAGGCUGGAUGGUGCAUUUCAGCAACAAAGACACCUUGCGGAAACGGCAUUAUUGGCGGCUGGACAGCAAGUGCCUCACCCUCUUCCAGAACAACAGCAGCAACCGCUACUACAAGGAGAUCCCGUUGUCCGAGAUUUUGACCGUGGAGCCGGCUCAGGACUUUUCCCUCAUGCCAUCCGGGGCAAAUCCUCACUGCUUUGAAAUCAUUACCGCCAACGCCACCUACUACGUGGGCGAGAACAGCGCCCCCGGCAACUCCCAGCAUGGCGCGGACGGCCUGGAACACGCCAAGGCCUGGGAGAUGGCCCUCCGCCAAGCCCUCAUGCCCGUCAUCCUGCAGGGGGUACCAGCUGCCCAGGGACAGCCCCCCCACAGACAAGCGUCUUUGAGGAUCUCCGUGUCCAACAGCCAAAUUCAGGAGAACGUGGACAUCUCCACCGUCUACCAGAUAUUCCCAGAUGAGGUCCUGGGCUCCGGUCAGUUUGGUGUGGUCUACGGAGGAAAACACCGCAAGACCGGGAGGGAUGUGGCCGUGAAGGUCAUCGACAAGCUUCGUUUCCCCACAAAGCAGGAGAGCCAAUUGCGGAACGAGGUCGCCAUCUUGCAGAGUUUGAGGCACCCUGGGAUUGUAAAUCUAGAAUGCAUGUUUGAGACCCCGGAGAAAGUCUUUGUAGUGAUGGAGAAGCUCCAUGGAGAUAUGUUGGAGAUGAUCCUGUCUUCGGAGAAGGGCCGGCUGCCAGAGAGGCUGACCAAGUUCCUAAUCACCCAGGUCCUGGUUGCCCUCCGACAUCUGCAUUUCAAGAACAUCGUGCACUGCGACCUGAAGCCUGAAAAUGUCCUCUUGGCGUCUGCCGAGCCCUUUCCGCAGGUGAAGCUGUGUGACUUCGGCUUUGCCCGCAUCAUUGGGGAGAAAUCCUUCCGGCGUUCGGUGGUGGGCACCCCCGCCUACCUGGCCCCCGAGGUGCUGCUCAACCAGGGUUACAACCGCUCGCUGGACAUGUGGUCGGUGGGCGUCAUCAUGUAUGUUAGCCUGAGCGGCACUUUCCCCUUCAAUGAGGACGAGGACAUCAACGACCAGAUCCAGAACGCCGACUUCAUGUAUCCGCACAACCCCUGGCGGCAGAUUUCGGUCGGAGCCAUCGACCUGAUCAACAACCUGCUCCAGGUGAAGAUGCGGAAACGUUACAGUGUGGAUAAGUCACUCAGCCACACUUGGCUACAGGAUUACCAGACCUGGCUGGACCUCCGAGAGCUGGAGAGCCGGAUGGGCGAGCGCUACAUAACCCAUGAGAGCGACGAUGCCCGCUGGGAGCACUUUGCUGCCGAGCACAGCCUGCAGUACCCCGAGCACCUGCGCGUUCGACGGCUGCAGGAGGAAGAGGAGGAGGAAGAGGAGGCCAGAGAGCAAGAACAGGAGAUGGAGAUGCAAGGCUUGGCCGAGCGGGUCAGCGUCCUCUGAAGGCUUGUCGCAGGACGAAGAAGGACCAAGAAACUGGAAGGGGACCUUGACUGGAGCAACCCCAGCCUCUUGUCUUGAAUUCGCACUGAACACCUCCCCAAUAAUCUCAUUUCCGGAGGUUGGAAAAAUCACAAAAAAGAAACGGAAACUAUCGGGACAUCUUUGGCUGCUCCGAGGCCACGAUUACUAAGCCCCUCAACGGCCAUGAUUAAGAAGACUCGCGAUGUUCAAGGUAGUCAUGCAGAAUGGAUGGAGCUCCCUGAACCUUGGGACACGGCCCUGCGUUCGUUGUUUCCUCCCCUUUUUUUCGACUGGGGAUGUGUGACUUUCUUUGCAGGUUGCAUUAGCCUUGUUUGAGCCUUUUCCCACAAUAGCCCUGGGUUAACGCAACGACGGGCAGUUUUCCUCAUCUAGGACCAAUGGGGGUGCAGAGGAAGCUUUGGGGAGAUGUGAAGGUUGAGGAAGAGGAAUUGAGAGAUGUUUCAAGGUGGAGGUUGAACCUAGAAGAUCAGUGGGGAUGAAGGUUCUUGGUCCAGGGUUUUCCAAACGUGGCCACUUUAAGACUGGUGGACUUCAACCCCCAGAAUCCCCCAGCCAGAAACGUGCAGCAGGCAGAAAGACGCUGGCUGAGGAAUUCUGGGAGUUGAAGUUCACGAGUCUUAAGGCUGCCAAGUUUGGAGACUCCCCCUGGUCUAAUAAAUCUUGAGUGGGAAUUGGUUUCUUUGAUCUCUGAAUCGGUGUUUCACAAACUUGGCCUCAUGAAGCGGGGUGGACUUCAACUCCCAGAAUUCCCCAGUCAGAACCAUGCAGCGGACAAAGACCUGGCUGUGAGGAAUUCUGGGAGCUGAAGUCCCACAAGUCUUGAAGUUGCCAACUUUGGAGACCCGCACUGGUCUAAUAAAUCUGAGUGGGAGCUGGUUUCUUUGAUCUCUGAAUCGGUGUUUCUCAAGUGGGGUGGACUUCAACUCCCAGAAUUCCUUACAGCCAGGUUUUUGUCUGCUGCAUGUUUCUGGCUAGGGGAUUCUGGGAGUUGAAGUCCACCCCACUUCAAGUGCCCAGUGAGAGACACUGCUUUUAAUGAGUUAGCGGAGAGGUAAGGAUUGUUGUCAAGCAGCCAAAAACUCACUCAGGCAGUUUUUCAAGCAGGAGACAACUUUUGGGAGAUAAAAAAGAGAACUGCCCCUCCUCCCCCCCAAUUGCUCCUUCCUCCAUGCCUCCCAAACAGCACGUUGGCUUUCCGAAGUUGACCGUUUGAAACAGGCCAGCGCUGCCAAAGACUGGCUCCUUGUGAGUGCGAACAAAGCCACUUUCUCUUCCAGCGCAAAAUGGGCCAACGUCUUUGCCUCCAAACUCCAAGCAGGCUGGCCGAAAUCCAUGCGCCGGAAGGGAAAUGAGGAAACCCCAGAAGUGUGGGGGGGGGAAUACUAUGUGGUUCCCCCUCCCUUUAAAAAAAAAAAAGUAUUUCUUUUUGAAAGAUUCAGAGGCCAUUCUGCACAUCCAGUGUGAAGGAUUCACCCAUAAUUUUUGGACGGGACAGGAAUUCUCCAUCUAAUCAAAUGCUUCCCGUGAUGGUCAGGUAUAGAAAUAUUUUUCUCCCCAGCCAGGCUGAUGGGAAUGGUAAGUGUCACUUAGUUGGAAAGUACGGAAGAGGUCUGCAGGCCUCUGGAUCUGGGGUUGGGAAGGAGAAAUGUGUGGGUUUGUGGUUGUUUGCGUAAUACAAACUGAGGUGAGAUUUUCGUUCUUCACAGCAAGAUUUCAGUCUUUUAACAUUGGCAUUUAUUAGAUUAAUGGUCCAUCUCUACUCCCUGCUAUUCAAGUUGGCCAUCAACCUUCUGCUGAAUCUUACCAAUUCUCCCCUGGCACUUAACUGGGUUCACACACCGCACCAAAUCUGUGUUUCGCUCAUUAGAGCUUGCGGAAUAAACCACCAUUGAUUGGUCAAGGGGAAAUAGUCAGUUUUAGGGCAGGUCAGCCUCUGAUGUGGCUACUUCGUAGGAACUGGGCUUGCAUUGAAGAGGCAGCUUCCCCCGGACAAUUGUUUAUAUCCUGAAAUGUCUAUUUUUUUUUUAAAUAACCAGAACGUUGUGCUGUAUAUAAAAAUACAUUUAAAUCCUA